Molecule: messenger RNA, 3416 nt
Organism: Oncorhynchus gorbuscha (pink salmon)
Lineage: Eukaryota; Metazoa; Chordata; Actinopteri; Salmoniformes; Salmonidae
Product: melanoregulin-like
Exons: 6
Coding region: 1672-2409 (245 amino acids)
Biological process (GO): melanosome transport
Cellular component (GO): melanosome
Source: RefSeq, a predicted model, not a curated record
CUCUGAUAAGGAAGAUUUCACAGGGAACAUGACCCAAACCACUGACUGUUUACCUGAGUAGAUACAGGCAACACACAGGGUUUUGUCCAUUAGGUGCCAAACUGAACAAAAUGGACUGGAACAUGGACUACCUGGACUUGUCCACAGCAACCUUUGGGUUGCUAGCUGUUCACGUUAUACGGCCGGGACAACCACACUACUUUUUUUUUUUGUUGCCUUAUGUAACCUUGGGUGUUAUGUAACCAUACCAAACGUAACACGUCAUACUAAUAUGAGUAUCCCGGAUAUAUGUUUACUAUGUUACGCCUAGUCUAUGAGACCAGGCUGUCCAAUAAGAAACACGUAUUGUUUUAAAAAGUUUCCUAUUGCAUUCCCUAAUGAACAUGGUCACGCUCCAUUUCUCAGUCUCCCUCUUUCUCACCCUGUCUACCAUUUGCAUGGCUCUCUGUGCGUGAGGCUGUGUUUAUAUCAUGAUUAUAACACUGACUAAAGUUGGGAGCUCUGCAUUAACAUUUACACUACAAUCUACUAUGUUGUCCUUUUUUUUGCCUUUUGGAUGAGUGUGGUAUAUAAGAUACAGAAUUUGGGUAGUAGAGAAUUUUGUGAACCAAGCGUACCUUUAGUCUAGCAUUUGUUUUUUUAAAUAGGUCCAUUCUGCGUGGAUAGAAUCUAGUCUUUUUAUAAUAGGAGCACUGAUUAUCUUGUUUCCUGAUGAAACGGUUCUCUGAUAUAUUUGCUAUUUUACCAUUUCCACUACGUGUAGAAUACAUCCAGGUUAUUGACCUAGGGGCGAUGACAUCAAGCAACAAAUAUUUUACCUUGAAGAAGCUUGUUUUGUUUAAAUGCAAUAUGUAGCCUUUUUCCGUCUGUAUAGAGUGUGGUUUUAAAUGGAUGGGUGAAGGAGAUAAGUAUGUGGGUCGCAAGGUGGGGGGUACAGUAGCUAGGGCCUUGCUAUUGCUGCUGGGGGGCAGAGGAUCGUUCAGCUCACAUGACUGGGCUGUGACUGAGUUGGGUCUUGUGUGUUCAUCUGGAUCUGUGGUGAUGAGUGAGAGGGGAGUGACUACUCAGUGCUCUCUUUGUGGCGAGACAUUCCCUGGGUCAUCCUCUCUUCCAGCUUCUUUGAUCCAGGAGGAAAGUCUCUGGGCCAGGAUUUGGAGACCUUAGCUGGCUACCUCUUCUGGACCUCAGUCAUCGGGACCUGGAAUGAGAAGAGGAUUCCACACCAGUAUAUACAGCGUGGAUGUCGGAUGGAGAUUGGAACCCAUAGAUCUGUAACUUUUGUAUCUGGAAACUAGUUGUUGGAAAUGAACUCAACUCUCUUUAGAAUGGUUUCUGUCUGAACGGGAUCUUUUUCUUGAAACUCAUUUUUGUCAGCGUGGAGGCAGGAUCUCAACAGAGUGAGAAUCGUGGGUGUUCACCAGCUCUGUGAGUGCUUGAUAAACGUUUUCUCUUUACUCCUGUGGAUAUUGUUUUGGAAUCAAACUCUGAGGGCGUGACCAGGGUUCCAGGUCCGAACCUUCAUCCUACACCACUGGGUCACCUAUCCUCAGCAGGGAACUGGUAGACAGAAAGAGGUGGAUAUAGUGCGUUGGACCAACUUCACCAGUUGGAGAGGACAUUUUUUUUUUCCUUCUUACCUGUCCUGUACCUGGAUAGGACUUGAGAAACGUGAUGGGGGCUGCCUUCAAGAGGUUCUGUGCUCGGUUCUGUUGCUGCUGCUGCUUUAGCGAUGAUGAAAGUGAGGAGGAGAAGGAGCCUUUAAUCAGUCCUGACACUUUGGAGUACUUUGACCGCGAGGCGAAGAAACGAAGGGAGCAGGAGCAGAACCUAUGGAGUGAGCCAGGCGACCCGAGCCACUCCGAGAGAGACGAUGACCGGAUCCUGUACAACCUCAUCCAGAACAGGAACCAGACACGCAGGGGCUCGCUGGCACACCGGCGUCUGAGUGUGGACAUUGAGGGUAUGAGAGAUCUGCGUCGGGAGGUCAGAGACAAGUGGAAGAUGAUCCUGGAGAAUUUAGGAUUCAUGGCGGAGGCGGAGUCUCUGCUGACUGUGUCUGCCAGUGCGUCGUAUGACCGUAUGAAGAACGCCUCGGCGUCACGCACACUACUGCACACGCUCCACUCUGAGACAUCCAUCUUUAACACCCGGGAGGCCCCACCUGAGAGAUACCUCUUCAUCCUGGAUCGUCUCAUAUACCUGGAUGCUGCUGAGGACUUCUUGGCGAAGGCGAGACGCUUCUACCCCAAGCGUGAUACUGAUGAUGAAGAUGAGGACAACCCAUUAGCAGUCAACCUGCCGUUGCUACUGGCCAGAGUGAACCGCACCAUGAACAGAGAAGGGAGCGACGAUGAGGACAAGAGGCUGGAUGAGGAAGAUGGGAGCGGAAGAGAGGAGGACAACUUCUAGACGGAACAGGAGCUGCAAUGGCCUCAGACAGUAGACAGGGGGCAAUAGUUAGUCGAUUAUGUUGCAGAGUUGGGAGUAUACAAGGACUAGGAUGUCUGAUUCUGAAUAUACUCUGUUGAAAAUACUCUCCCAAUUUGCACUAACACUAGGGGCUCUAUUCAAUCUGUGUUGCUGAAGUGUUACAAAUUGUGCGAUAGAAAUGUUAAGGUAAUUUCCGACUGAACAGACAUAUGCCGUGUAUGCAGUCUCUGCUAACACGGGAACAUUGCCUUCACAUUUCAAUCACGCUGUAACGCUGAACUUCCGCCAUACAAACUGAAUAGAUCCCGAGGUUUGAACAAAAAUAUACAGCUUUCCUUUCACCUCAUCAGAACCGUGAUCCAAUAUGAUUCUUUUUUUCUGUUUAGGCAGACUUAGCUGGGUCUCAGGUAUAUUAGGGAGAGUUUGAGGUUAUCACCCUGCCAUUUUUUAAAAUCCAUCCAGACAGUGUUAGUUACCCAACUCCCUGGGUCUGUUCAUUAUUGGUCUCCGCCAGGGAACACAGUGGACACAGUUAAACACAGCACUGAAACCCGUAGGGCACAGCUGUCCUGUUCCACAUCAGCACUUUGUCUCAUGAUUAUCAGCACUUGUUUUAUCGAGUCACAAGACAGUCUUUUAAAACCAGUAGCUAAGAUUACCUUGGAAUAAAUGUGUGUUAAACCAAUUAAAUCAUUUGGAGUUGUCCAUUUAUUUAACGGACCAUGCUUAUCAAGAGGUACUAGUGUAUUUUUUUGUUCAUGAAGUUUACGGAGAUGAGUUUAGUAACAAAAUGACAACUUUGAAUGAGUGUGUGUCUGUGUGAACAGUGGAGGUUGCAGUAUGUGGGUAUCUAAUGGUCACUUUAAGUACAUGUCAAGAUUAUGAGAGUGUUUGGGAUGUUUUGGUGAGUUGAAGGGGAUGCAGCAUGUGUCUUUUGUUCUAUUGUAAAGUUGAUAUGGAAAAUAAAGUGGCAACCUGAUACUGCA